CCAAGAGAAAGUCAGCAAAACGCGCGUCUUCCGCGCGUCUGGAAAGUUGUCAUCUGUAUCAAAUAUCUUUCUUACAGAACAGAACAAAAACAUAACUCGCCGCUUCAGUCACGAAAGAUAUCCGAGUUGUCUCGACAUGGACCGAUUUAACUCGUGACUCAGCUGUUUACUUGCUAUUCACGUUUUCCGCCAUCAAAGUCUCCCAAUUUAUCUACCGUUGCUUUCAAUCAUCCGAAAUGUCAUCGUUCUCGAUGGAGACUCACCCGGAAGCUCUCAGGCGAGAACGAAUCCUUUCCAGCAAACUCUACUUCAACGUCCCCGAAUCAAAGGUUUCGAUCAUCUAUUCAUCAGCAUACGACAUCUCCUUCAUGGGGAUUGAGAAGUUGCAUCCGUUUGAUUCAACCAAGUGGCGUCGAGUUUGUAAGUUCCUUGUUUCUGAUGGGUUCUUGGAGGAGAAAUCAAUCGUUGAGCCUCUAGAAGCUUCCAACAGUGAUCUUCUAGUGGUACAUUCGUUGAACUACUUAAACAGUUUGAAAAGCAGUGCAACUGUCGCUAGGAUAACCGAGGUUCCACCAGUUGCUUUCUUCCCAAACUUUCUUGUGCAGCAGAAGGUUCUAAGCCCAUUCCGAAAGCAGGUUGGUGGGACGAUUCUAGCAGCUAAACUUGCAGUGGAACGUGGAUGGGCAAUAAACGUAGGAGGAGGUUUUCAUCAUUGUACUGCUGAAAGAGGAGGCGGGUUUUGUGCUUUUGCUGAUAUCUCUCUUUGUAUUCACUUUGCUUUUCUUCGUCUAAGCAUCUCCCGGGUUAUGAUAAUAGAUCUUGAUGCUCAUCAAGGGAAUGGCCAUGAAACAGAUCUUGGCGAUGAUAGUCGUGUUUACAUUCUGGAUAUGUAUAAUCCUGAGAUAUACCCUUACGAUUAUAGUGCUAGAAGAUUUAUCGAUCAGAAGGUUGAAGUGAUGAGCGGGACCAGCACUGAUGAGUAUUUGAGGAAACUAGAUAAAGCGCUUGAGGUUGCUUUCCGAAACUUCCAACCAGAGAUGGUAGUUUACAAUGCUGGAACCGAUAUCUUAGACGGAGACCCUCUGGGGCUUCUAAAGAUAAGCCCUGAUGGUAUAACAAGCAGAGACGAGAAAGUCUUCAGAGUUGCAAGGGAGAGAGAGGUUCCUGUUGUGAUGCUGACUUCAGGCGGGUACAUGAAGUCCAACGCCAGAGUUAUUGCGGAUUCCAUAGAGAAUCUCUCACGUCAAGGGUUAAUCAAGACACAACUGGACUCAGCUUCCACGUGAACUGUUCUCAAGAGCCAAUGCAGCUAUGCUAGAGCUUCUAUGCGUUGUAUACAUGUGAAUACAUAACCCGUCUUGUCUUGUGUGUAAUGUGUUCUUUUUCAUUCCAAACACAACAUAUAGUGAUGAUUUUUGCAGCUUU
Molecule: messenger RNA, 1425 nt
Organism: Brassica rapa (field mustard)
Lineage: Eukaryota; Viridiplantae; Streptophyta; Magnoliopsida; Brassicales; Brassicaceae
Product: histone deacetylase 2
Biological process (GO): epigenetic regulation of gene expression
Cellular component (GO): histone deacetylase complex
Molecular function (GO): histone deacetylase activity
Source: RefSeq, a predicted model, not a curated record